GAAGUUGACAGACAGCCCACUGCGGUGAGAACAGACGUAACAAGGGAUCUUUAAACCCGCACAAAACCUGGAAAAACAAAACAUUUGGAAUUAAUUGUAUCUGAAAUACUUUAUUGGGAGCACAGAAGGAAGUAGCAGAGGUCCUUUUCUAUUUUUGAAUUGCUCUUCACGCCGUGCUAUCAUUAUGGACCCCUCAUCAGUCCUCUGUCCGCUAAGUCAGAACAGAAUCCGUCGUGACAUCAUGAGAUCAAUGAAUGAACAUAACAAAAUACCAGCGCACCCAAAGCCUUCCAAACAGUUCUCCACACCUCACCUUUCCAACCAGAAUAUUGAGAUCCAGGAUCCAGGAAUCUCAGAAACGGGUAGGAAGGCACCUGUGCAACCAGGUGUCAGUAGGCUUCCAGUGCUUGCAAGGUCCCUGCGUUUCCAGACCCCGUCCGACUUCAGUCAAUCUCACUGUAGGUGGGAGGAGAAACUUCUGUCUGGGAAAACUAAGAAUAAAAGGCCAUGCACCAGGCCUAUACCUUUCAACCUGUCUCAGCCCAAGAAAUCAAGAGUGGCCACUGAAAAUCAUCAACCCCUCUCUGUUUCUCAAUCAAGGACCGGCACUCAUGCUGUCCAACCUGAUAACAAUGUAUGCAAUGCUCGUAUAAAAACCCAAAACAUUAAUGCAAAACCUAUAAAACCGCCAGCUACGUUAAACCGCAAUGUGGACUCAACUACAGGGACAUCUAAUGAAAAGGUUCGAGAAAAUACACACAGACAGAUUUCAGGACAAUUUGGGCCUUCCAACACAUUUAAGACUUCAGCCAUUUCAGACAACCCUUUAUCACACAUUCCCAAUAACGCUAUGCAUCCGACCAGCGCUGCUCCUUCUGCACAGCCUGCCUUUACUGCAGAGGCCUGUUUGGAUAACAUGAGCCUGCUUAGUCUCAACGAUCCAGCCAAGACAUCCCAUGCUAGCCAAAACAUGCAGCUGACCACAGAGGGCAGUUUUUCCAAAGGUUCAACCGUAAACAGUGUUUCAGACAAAGGGGAGAACUUCCAGUCUGACCAUGCAGCUUUGCUCAGUAUCCUUCGGAACGAAGGAGUAAGAGUCACAGAUGUGGGAUGUGCAACUCCACAGUCUAACUCCUACAACUACCUGCCCAAGCGAGUGUCUGUCAUGAAGAGUCGACAAAAAGCCGGACCCACUACGGGAUCAAUAAGGUUGGUGCAGUUCUCCCCAGACCCUGCUGCGCUGCAAAGUAUCCUGCAGAACGAGGGAGUGAAGGGAGGAGGGCCUGCUGGCUCCACACCCCGAAACUCCACCUGUCCACCAGGCAGAGGCACUUCAAUCUACACAGCUCAGAGAGUGCCGCUCAGAAAGAAUCGUGCAGAAGCGUUCGCAGGACCACCAGCAAUAGCGGUCAAAGUGACUCCACUGAAGACGUGGACUCCGCAGAGGGUCCGCGACACCAGGCAUCAGCCCAUGUCUGCUCUGAAAUGGCAUCAGUCGACACAAAAGUCACCGUACUGCACUCCUGGGCUACGGAGCUGUAAGGCCAACCUUCAGCCGCACCAGGAGCAGGAGAUUGUCCAGAGAUUGUUCGACGAUCUAGAGGACGAGCAAAGCACACGUGUGACAGACAAAGAUCCUGAGACGCCAGCAGAGCGGCUCCUAGUUCAACACACAACUACUAAAUCCCACUGUGAAGAAAAGGUAGAGGAGAGCAGGGUCGGUGACAACGAGGUUGAGGAGGAUCAGCAGAGCAUUGUGGGAGGACAGCCGUUCUUCCAGGCACCGCAAAGAGAGUCUGUCAUUUUUUUCUCAACGGGCAAAACGCUGUUAAGAGCUCCGCGCUUUAAGAAGCAGGAAGACUCAGCCCGUCACGAGCAGCAUGGCCCGGUGCUGCAAGCGGAGAAAGAGGUGUCGCCGGUGUCAGUGCUACCCUACCUCGUUGUUCAGAAGACGUGUGCUCUGAGUCCUGCCGUGGCGAUGCUGCGUAAGCGUUUGCCUCCUCUGGAGGAGCUUCUUUUGGACGAGGAGGUGGCCUGCUACAUCUCAGCGUCUGUCCCGGCUGCUCCCGGUUUUCUCCCUCCUCGGCCCCGCUGUGGAAACCCGCUGGCCUCCAUUUUGCACUCCGAAGAGGCCUCUACAUUUGUUCCGAUUGGUUUCGAUCCCUCGUCCGGCUGUUGUUCUCCACAAAGCUCUCCGCUGUGGGAGAGGUGACUUUGCACUAAUAAGUACAGUAUUUGUAUUACAGUUCAUAUCUAGAGUGGAUACGUUCACUCUGGUAUACUGAUGACACUCUUUUAAUGAAACUUUUUUAGUUUGUCCAACACUGUUAGCUGCUUGUAUAGGCUUUUUGUCUCAUGGAUGCUUUUUGAAAGAAUACAUAUAUAAUGCGGCUUUUACACUGCAGGUAUUCAUGUAAACGAAGUCGAUGCACACUUAUUAGAAACAAUGUUUAUUAAAUGUAUUUUUUUUUUAAGUUGGAAAAACAAACGUCUUAAAAGGUCAAUGAAGACUGAACUUAACCAGCGUUAUGGCUUUAGUAUACAUCUGGAUUAGGAUGACUCCCCAGAAUCUUCUUGUGUGAAUUGAAAAUGAUUGAUGUU
Molecule: messenger RNA, 2601 nt
Organism: Cyclopterus lumpus (lumpfish)
Lineage: Eukaryota; Metazoa; Chordata; Actinopteri; Perciformes; Cyclopteridae
Gene: troap
Product: trophinin associated protein
Exons: 14
Coding region: 185-2212 (675 amino acids)
Source: RefSeq, a predicted model, not a curated record